This is a messenger RNA of Colletotrichum truncatum, 1986 nucleotides long. RefSeq names its product N2,N2-dimethylguanosine tRNA methyltransferase. Lineage: Eukaryota; Fungi; Ascomycota; Sordariomycetes; Glomerellales; Glomerellaceae. Gene Ontology annotation, biological process: tRNA N2-guanine methylation. The record is from RefSeq and is a predicted model, not a curated record. Gene Ontology annotation, cellular component: nucleus. Gene Ontology annotation, molecular function: RNA binding; tRNA (guanine(10)-N2)-methyltransferase activity.
AUGAGCGCAGAAGACCCCGUCAUCACUUACGAUGGCAAGGACUAUAAGGGAGUCAGGGAGGGCAAGGCCACCAUCCUGGUCCCUGCUGAAGCCGCGGGAAAGCAAGGGAAACAACAGGUCUUCUACAACCCCAUUCAGCAAUUCAACCGUGAUCUUUCAGUUCUUGCUAUCAGGGCUUACGGCGAGGAGGUGAUUGAGAGGAAAGCUGCGCAGCCGGCCUCUAAGCGCAAGGAGAAGAAGAGGCGGCGCGCUGCUGGUGACGAAGGUGGCGACAGGCCAGCGAAGGUCCAGGUCACGAUCGACGGCAACCCGGAGGAGGGCACCAGUGGGGGAGCCCAAACCACGCAGAUUGAAAGCGUUGAGGCGGAGAGAAAUGAAACGAUUUCGGCUGUCAGCGAAGCGCCUACGACGACAACCGAAUCCAAGGACGAGGACAAGCCCGCUGUUGAGAAGAAAGCCCCGCGUUUUACUAUUCUUGAUGCUCUUUCGGCUUCCGGACUUCGCGCCUUACGCUACUCGCACGAGCUGCCAUUUGUGACGUCUGUAACGGCCAAUGAUCUUACCAAAUCUGCCGUCGAGUCGAUUAAAUUGAAUGCGAAGCACAACGGGCUGGAGGACAAGAUUCAGGCCAACCACGACGACGCCAUUGCUCACAUGUACAGACGCAUUGCUGACGACCUCUCGAAGCGAGAUCGCUUCGGCAACCCUAGCAAGGACAACAAAUACGACGUAAUCGACCUUGACCCGUAUGGAACUGCUGCACCCUUCAUCGAUGCCGCUGUUCAAGCCGUCAGGGAUGAUGGCGGUCUUCUCUGCGUCACCUGCACGGACGCCAGCCACUGGGCUGGCCACUGUUACGCAGAGAAGUGCUUUUCGCUGUAUGGCGGUGUCCCUAUCAAGGGUCUCCAUUCUCACGAGGUUGGUCUGCGGAUCAUCAUCCAUGCGCUGGCGAGCGCCGCAGCAAAGUAUGGUUUGACCGUCGAGCCUCAGCUAUCUCUGUCGAUCGACUUUUAUUGCCGCAUUUUCUUGAAGGUCCGCAAGUCGAAGGAUGCCGUAAACUACCAAGGAGGCAAGACCAUGAUCAUGUACAACUGCCCUGGUUGCUCGGCAUGGGAGACGCAGCCCAUGGUGCGAACUCGGCCCUACCCGAAGAAGAAGGACGGUUUCUUCUACAAGCACGGUCUGUCCCAGGGCCCUCCCACCGACUCGCAUUGCGAACACUGUGGUUCGUCCCAGCAUAUCGCGGGUCCCAUGUACGGUGGUCCGCUGCACAAUACCGAGUUCAUCGAGCGCAUCCUCGAUCUCAUUCCCAAGGUUGAUAAGAACGUUUACCAGACAACCGCAAGAAUAGAGGGCAUGCUUCAAACAGCUCUGGAAGAGUAUCUCCCUGGUCCAGAGCCUGAAGUCGCUCUUGACCCCAAGGACAAGGAGCUGGCCAAGGUAGACCAUUACCCUUUCUUUAUUAUGCCCAGCAAGCUCGCCGGUACACUCAACACGCAGCAACCACCCGAUGAUGUCUUCAGGGGAGCCUUGAAGCACCUCGGUUAUCGCGUCACCCGCAGUCACUGCCGGCCCGGAAGCGUCAAGACGGACGCGCCUUGGGAGGCGAUUUGGUGGAUUAUGCGAGAAUGGGUUCGCCAGAAGGCCCCUGUUCGCACGGACAAGAUCAACCCGCAGAUGCCAGCAUACAGGCUGUUGGGCCUGGACAAAACGGAAGGCAAUAACGAAGUGAAGACAACCACAACGGAGGCGUCGCAGGGCAACAAGACGGACGUGGAGAUGAAGGAAAGCUCGGAGGAAACGGAGAAGGCGGCGGACAAAAAGAGUGAGGAGAACGGCCUCUCCCAGGAAGAGCUGCGGAAGACGCUCGUAUUCGACGAGAACCUGGCAAAGCUAGGCAAGCGAAUACAGGGAAAGAAGCUGGUCAGAUACCAAAUGAACCCUCGAGAUAACUGGGGCCCCAUGACGCGAGCAAAGGGACAGUAA